Molecule: messenger RNA, 3843 nt
Organism: Adineta ricciae
Lineage: Eukaryota; Metazoa; Rotifera; Eurotatoria; Adinetida; Adinetidae
Source: the annotation of a GenBank genome assembly
AUGAUUAGACGUUCAAAGAAAACUGGGAAGAAGCGUGGCAAGACCAGCAUUCCAUUGGAUGAAUUAAUCAAUGCUGUUACACGUCUUGGUGAUAAAUCAUCCAAAUUGGACGACGAUAAGCAAUGGAGAUCAAUCAAUUCUUUAUGGUCUCGAUUGGCGACUGAUUUAUCUGCUCGAUUAUCGAUUAAGAAUGAUCUUCGUGUGCGAAAAUAUAUCUACACGGCAUGGAGUCGUGAAUCGUCAAAUCUUCGAUCUCAUUUUAUUAAACAACCUAAGAAACCAUCGUCAAAACCGAAAAGAAAUGGUCUUGAACAAUUGUCACCAAUCUCAAGUUUAACUAAAACUCGUACACGACCAAAAGCAGCCGACUCGUCAGGUACAAACAUUGAUAAUAAUAAGUCUCAACAGCACUUAAUUGAAUUUUCUUCCGACGAAUGGUCUAAUAUUUACAAAAAGGAUAUUAAAUCUCUUUCUCAUAAUAUGGAUCCAUCGUGGACUGAUGUAUUUUACGACAAAUUAAAGGACGCACACUUGACCAAAUGCUGUAUUGUUUUCACGGAUUCAUCACUUCGAAAAUUGUAUUCUCGAAAACACAACUCACCUUUAUUUCAUUGCGUUGGUCAAUGUUCAAAUUCCACUUGUUCAUUGAUCGUGAAAAUGAAACUACUUAACAUUAUUUCACCUGGUCAAUCAGUUGUUUUUCGGGUAGAAAUUAUCGGUACUCCACGACAUGAAAAUCCAUUUGAAUGCAAUCAACGUCCAUUGGCAGGUAUCAAGCGAGCACGAAUGGCUAAAAAAGCAAAAGAAGAAGGUAUUUUGGUAACGUACGAAAAGAAUUUACUUAAUGCUGACGAUGAGCUUUUGAAAUUUAAUAACUAUACCGAUGUACCAACGACACAUGUGCUUGCAACAGCUGUAAAAGAACAAUCUGACGCAAAGCAUCUCGAUAAAGAUAUCUUUGUUGAUUUGGAAAUGUUAUUGUUUUCUAUGAGAGAAACAGAUAAAACCUCUCAUAUUCAGAACAAAGGUUACAUACAAGUUCUUCAACUUUGGCCAUUUGCUACGAUCUUUUAUACUGAAGCACAAUUACUUCAAUAUGUUGAUUAUUGCUCAUCAACAAAAUAUUCAACUAUUCACAUUGAUGCGACUGGUUCUGUUGUCAAAGGAAUUCCAAAACAACGUAAACCUUAUUUAUAUCUGAUUUGUUUCAAAGAUGGUCAAGGUGCUUGUAAUUUACUGCCACUUGCUGGUGCUCUGCUAACCGAUCAUUCAGCUACAUCAAUUGGUAAUUGGCUUUCAAUUGUUCGUCGAGGUAUUGCAACUGUCAAGAAAGGUCGAUUUGUUCGACCUAGUUACAUCGUUAUUGAUUUUUCUCCAGCAUUAUUGAAUGCUAUACUGUUAACUUUUGAUCAUACCAAUAUUCAAUCUUAUUUACAAUGGUGUUUCAAUGCACUUCACAAGAAAUAUACAUCUGAUCAACUGAAUUUGAUGUCCUGCAUACGAUUUUGUUGUGCACACGUCAUGAAUGCUUUUGCACGAUCUUUAUCGAAAAUCAAAUUCAACAAAGGCAUUCGUCGGAAAGUCAUGAAGUUAUUUGGUGUUUUAAUCAACUGCAAUGAACUUGCACAAUGCUACGAACUCAUCGGUUGUAUUGUACUCAUAUUCGGUUCGCCUGAUUACGUAACGGCAGAAGAACUCCUUGAUGAAGUUCUCCAGGCUAGUGCUAGUUUUCUCUCAGAAUUGGAAGAAUUUUUCGAAAAUAAGGAUGUCUCAAAGACCGAAGAGUUAAUGGAACAAGAAUUGGCUGAAUUAGACGACGUUUUCCUUUCGUCACAACCGAUUCUUCAUCAAUCUCCAUUUACGAAAUUAGCACGUGAACGGUCACCAAUAUUAUCUCAACUUAUGGAUGAAUCGAAAAAGAAUAAAGAAAAAACCAUAAAGAAUCCUUUAUUCUCGGAAGCAUUAAUCAAAACGUUGUAUAAAUGGAUUGCCUAUUUGCCGAUUUUCACUGGUCUUAUGCAUAAGUUUCAAGAACGGUAUGCUUCCGAUACUACUAUCGAAACAAUGCCAAAGUUACUGUCGGGCGGUCGUAUGUCAAAUGCACCAAUUGAAUCAUUUUUUAAGAUCCUGAAACACUCCAUUCUUCGGCACCGAACCAAUCUUCGGCCGGGCGAGUUUUUACUCGAACUGUAUUCGACGACAAACGCUCGACUUAAAGCGAAUCAGUUCAACAUUCAACAAACUGGAUCGAAGAAACGUGGUCGACGUAAGAAACAGCAACCUGACCAAGUUGACCCAACGUUGUCCGUAGAACAAUGGAAAAAACAGGGAACAGAGAUUGCAAGUCGCUCUACGUAUUUCUCAAAAUAUGUUGAACAAAAGUUAGUGCCAAGCGACAUUCGUAGUCGAUUACGUGAGAAGUUGCAAAUGCGAAAAGAUCGAUGGGAUGAUAUUUAUGAUCUACAGAAUUUGACAGACAUUCUGGCAAUCGAUCCACAGCAUGACGGAAGUGCUUCCAAGAACAAUGAGAAUGCCGUGGCUAAAGACAUUUCGAAAACAAUUGAAGAGGAAGAAGUUCCUGAGCCAAUUCAGCAUGUUGAAAUUAGCGAACAUUGCGAAACAUAUGAAGAAUUAAGUUCGAAUACGAAUGCAUUGCUACCUGUUAAUUCUCAUGAAAUCGAUAAUAUCAAUUCGGCUGCUCCUAAUUGUCAAAGCAAUCGACAAGAAACAUUUGACAAUGUGUGCGAAACGAAUGCCGACGAAAAAAAUGUUCCUGAACAUAAGUCUGCACAAACAACAUCACAAAAAACACGCCAUGUAAAUAAAAAUGAUAAGCAAAUUAUCGAAUUUCGUUUACCAAAAAAAUGGCCAACACAUACGGCGAUUGGAAACUUGCAAUUACGAUUUCCUCAUUUCAAUAUUGGACCAACUUUUAUUAAUGCCACCGAUCGAUAUUCAGUCUCAAAUACAUGUUCACUGGAUUCGUCCUUAUUCUUGCUUUACUACAUUUAUAUGUCACAUUCGGAAGAUUUUCGUUCUGCAUUCGAUCGGGACAUCACCGGUUGUCGCAACUUACGCAACGUUUUCGAUCUGGUUGAACGAAAUGGUUGGGAUUUUGCAAGAUUACACUGGCUUACAAUGAAUGAAGUCUAUCCAAAGCCAGUAGCAAAAUGUGCUCAUAUCGAUGUAUAUGGAACUGCUGAUACCAAUGUUUUCCAAUUUUUAAGAGAGAUGCAAAAGUAUGUUAUCGAAUCGACCUGUAUAUGUCCAGAUUGUCCAAAGUUGGUGAGACAGUCUCAUUCGGUCGACAUCAGUCUGCCACGACUUACUGGCCGUAAUCGUCGUAUAAUUAAUUUACCAAGUUUUUCCGAACGAUCAACGACGAAUUGUGGUGCUACAAUAGGUCCUAAUGAGCCAACGUCGUACAGCGGUUCAUAUAGUCGAGAUGAUUUUUUUCCAUCUAAAGAUGGUAAUGGUGUAACAACCAUGUUUAUAUGCGACUCCAAACGAAUUGCUGAACCGAGUCGGUUUGUUUAUAAGCCACCACCAAUCGUACUUUUGAAUGUUGGACAAAGUGUAAUCAACACCGACAAGAAUCAAACCGUAGAAACGUUGGUAAAAGAUUUACCGUAUGUAAUUAUCAUUGGAAAACAACGCUACAAUCUAGCAGGAGCGAUUUGUCCACGAGCAGAUCACUUUACUGCUAGUAUUGUUUAUGCCAAAGGACGAUUUGCAAAAUAUGAUGAUUUGUACAAAUUUGGCGUGAAACACAACGAAGGUGGUAACGAUGCUGUCGAGACGGCUGUUUAUGCUAUUGAAAUGAAGAAUGUUGACGACGACUAG